AUGAGUCUGGACACGCUGUUUCAACAAAUCCUAUUCACUGAACAACAACUAACAGAGCAAACGCAGAGAUUCAAAGAAGUUAAAGUAGCCAUAAUCAGAUGCAAUGAGAAGAUCAAGACUGCCACAGAAAAGUAUGAGACGAUCAGUGAGGAGCUUGAUGAGAAGGCUCAGCGGUUAUCUGCGUUGAAGCUGCAGCGUGAUCUCAUGAAGAAAUGUGAAGACCAGAUGUUGAAACAAAUUGAGGAGCUGCUCUGCCAGAAGAACGGCCUCGGGGAACGUCUCGCCAAGAUAAAGAAGGAGUCUAAAGAAGAACAGGAACACUUCCUUCAGGAGAUUUCACGCUUUAACAGUGAAUUCAGUCUUCAAGGAAACAGUGAGACAGUGUUCAGGAGCCAAAAGCACACUGAGAUCCUGAACCUGCAGAGGGAGGUGGACUCGUUAUACCAAGAGAUGGAGAUCAUGAGCCAGAGGAACAGUCACAUGAGCUCCGUACAGGAAGAGAAGAGAGAGCUCCAGCUCCAGUUACAAGGCCUCAAAAACAUCUGGAAAGACUUGGAUCGGCAGCUGAGUGAAACCGUAGCAACGACAGAGCGUCUGAGAGCAGAGAGCCUGUUUGUCAGUCAGAAACCUCUCACUGACACCACCUGUCUGAGGUGAGUAUUAUCAACUGUCUGGAUGCUGAG
Molecule: messenger RNA, 683 nt
Organism: Scomber japonicus (chub mackerel)
Lineage: Eukaryota; Metazoa; Chordata; Actinopteri; Scombriformes; Scombridae
Gene: ccdc172
Product: coiled-coil domain containing 172
Exons: 6
Coding region: 1-657 (218 amino acids)
Cellular component (GO): cytoplasm
Source: RefSeq, a predicted model, not a curated record